AUGGACUUGGAGGUAAUAAGGCAGGUUGUGGCUGCUAAUCCUAAUUUCACUUCCACCCGAAAGUUUUCAUUGUAUUCUAAUUUUGGUAGACUGCAGGAGACCAACCAGGUCGGCUACCAGGCGAAUGUCGUGACUUGGAAGGAGGUGCUAGAAGAGGCGGUAAGAAGGCGGGCCUUCCCAAACGCUCUGAGUUUUGAGGCGGGUCCUCAAUUGAUUGAAGCAUUGUCGGAUCCCCAGAACGGCCAACCCAUGGCACUAAAUACGGUCAUUGACGAGAUGGUUGCUCAAAAAAAGCUGGUCCCCAUGCAGACGUUUUUGCACGCCAAGUACCCGCUGCUCAAUUCGACAUGGUCGGCGGGCCAGCUAGCAUCAAAAGUUGCCUUCUGGGCGUGGAGCAAAGUGGUUGAUACCGACUGGCAUUCAGGAGAUGUUGGCAAGCUGAAAACCGUGACGUAUGUUGCAAUUGAUCAGACCAAGGUGGUUGCACAGAAUGUGCUGCGGCAAAUCAAGGCCGAUUUCAGACAAAACGGAAGCACUUAUUCUGCCGGAAUAUUCUCUUUUGGUCAAAUAAAAGAACUCUGUGGCAUGUCCAAGGAGGAUUUGGAAGUCUGUCUAGUUUACUUGAGUCGCGAAACCAACGAUCUGAGUUACAAGGGUAUUGUCAAAAUCAAUGGCGAUAUAGAGGACUCCGACUCGUCUAUCCCUGGCAUCAAAGAUGUCCUAGCCCAACAAUCAGUCAGAUUGAGCGUGCUGGAUGCCAAGAUCGCCCAGUACGAUGGCAAGGCUCGAGACUUUUUGCGAAAAGGCGAGCGCGAACGAGCCAAGACGGCACUGAAAGUAAAACGAGCGCACGAAAAAACCCAGACAGAGAUUAUGGACCAACAAAACCAACUCGAGCUUGUGCUGAACAAGAUCGACCAAGCUAGUGAUCAGGUCAAUAUGAUUGAGGCGCUGAAAGCUGGCAAGGAGAUUCUCGCCAAACGAAACAAGGCGAUUGGAGGGGCCGAUGCAGUUAGUGAGCUCAUGGACUCGUUACAGGACGAGAUGGCAGAGACCGACGAUAUUGCAGACCGGCUCGGCAGGCUGUCAUUUAUCGAUGUCGAAGACGAACUCGAGGAAUUACAGGCUCAAGCAGACAGCCAAGCACUCCAUGAUUUGCCCAAGGCCCAGGCAGAGGUUCGCGCCAACGAGACUCCAGUAGAUGUAGAGGCUCAGCCUGAAACACAACGUGAGCCCGAAUUGAUAUUAAAUAGUUAG
Molecule: messenger RNA, 1257 nt
Organism: Wickerhamiella sorbophila
Lineage: Eukaryota; Fungi; Ascomycota; Dipodascomycetes; Dipodascales; Trichomonascaceae
Exons: 1
Coding region: 1-1257 (418 amino acids)
Biological process (GO): late endosome to vacuole transport via multivesicular body sorting pathway; vesicle budding from membrane
Cellular component (GO): multivesicular body
Source: RefSeq, a predicted model, not a curated record